Triticum aestivum (bread wheat) is the source of this 2827-nucleotide messenger RNA. RefSeq names its product pentatricopeptide repeat-containing protein At2g02980, chloroplastic. The record is from RefSeq and is a predicted model, not a curated record. Gene Ontology annotation, molecular function: protein binding; zinc ion binding; RNA binding. NCBI's taxonomy places the organism in Eukaryota, Viridiplantae, Streptophyta, Magnoliopsida, Poales, Poaceae. Gene Ontology annotation, biological process: RNA modification. The transcript is spliced from 4 exons. The coding region runs from base 161 to 1957 and encodes 598 amino acids.
CGGCUCUCACAUUGCACGUGACCCGGACCAACCACACCAUGUGAUCAACCGCCGGCACAGUCUAUCAGCACAAGCCCACCACGCCGGCGCACCCGCGCCACCGCGUCGCGAGAAGAAAAGAGAAACCCCGCUCGCUCUUCGGGCGAGCGUUUUUCCCCGCAUGCAUCACCAGCUCAAACCGCCCGAGGCCGCCACGCUCCCGCGCCACCUCCUCGAAGCCCACGUCGUGUCGCUGGUCCGCCAAUGCCGCAGCCUCCGCGCGCUCCGCGGCGCCCACGCGCGCCUUCUCAGGCUCCGCCUCCCGCGCCUCACCUACGCAUUCGCGCUCUCCAAGCUGCUCGCCUCCUGCGCCGCCUCCGCCCCGACCGCCGCGGCGGCCUCGUACGCGCGCAGCCUGUUCGACCAAAUCCCCGAGCCGACCGCCUUCUGCUACAACUCCCUCAUCCGUGCGCUCGCCACCCCCAGCAACCCCACCACGGACGCCUUCCUGCUCUACCGCCGCAUGCUGCGCGCGGGCUCCCCGUCCCCCAACAGCUUCACCGUCGCGUUCGCGCUCAAGGCGUGCGCCGCCGUGCCGGCUCUCGGCAAGGGCCGCCAGCUGCACUCGCAGGCCUUCCGCCAGGGGCUGGAACCGAGCCCCUACGUGCAGACCGGACUGCUUAACCUCUAUGCCAGGUGUGAGGAGGUUGCGCUGGCCAGGAGCGUGUUUGAUGGCAUGGCCGAGGACAAGAAUCUGGUCGCGUGGAGCUCCAUGAUCGGCGGGUACUCCAGAGCGGGGAUGGUUAACGAAGCGCUGGACCUGUUUCGGGACAUGCAGGCUGCUGGGGUGAGCCCGGAUGAGGUCACAAUGGUUAGCGUAAUCUCGGCUUGCGCCAAGGCGGGCGCUCUUGAUUUGGGCAGGUGGGUGCAUGCUUUUAUAGAUAGGAAGGGGAUCAUGGUCGAUCUUGAGCUGAGCACCGCGUUGAUUGACAUGUAUGCAAAGUGCGGUUUGAUAGAGCGGGCAAGGUUGGUAUUUGAUGCGAUGGUGGAGAGGGAUACCAAGGCAUGGAGUGCAAUGAUAGUUGGACUGGCGAUGCAUGGGCUUGCAGAGGAUGCGUUGGGCCUUUUCUCAAGAAUGCUCCAGCUUAAGAUUAGACCCAAUAACGUCACCUUUAUAGGUGUGUUGUCAGCCUGUGCUCACAAUGGGUUAGUUGAUGAUGGGCGGCGAUAUUGGUCUACUAUGCAAGAAAUGGGAAUUAAAGCUUCAAUGGAGAACUAUGGUUGCAUGGUUGACCUUCUCUGCCGUUCUGGCCUUUUGGAUGAAGCUUAUUCAUUUGUUACAAGCAUGCCCAUCUUACCAAAUUCAGUAAUUUGGAGGAAUCUUCUUGUGGCGAGUAAAAGCUCGAACAGAACUGAUAUAGUAGGAUUGGCUUCUAAAAAGCUCUUUGAGUUGGAACCUCAGAAUCCAGAGAACUAUGUUCUCCUCUCCAAUUUGUAUGCGUUGAACUCCCAGUGGGACAGAGUGAGGUAUAUGAGGAAAAAGAUGAAGGACAACAAUGUUACUGUCGUUGCUGGCUGUAGUUCAAUUGAAAUAAAUGGCUAUCUGCACAAAUUUGUGGUGAGUGAUGGUUCACACCCUGAAAUCAAGGAGAUAAGAGUGGUAUUGAGGGAAAUAGCUGACCGGGUUCUACGAUCUGGCCAUAAGCCUUGGACUGCGGCCGUUCUACAUGAUGUUGGUGAAGAGGAAAAAGAAAUUGCACUUUGUGAGCAUAGUGAAAGGUUAGCCAUCGCAUAUGGGUUGCUGAAGACAAAAGCACCUCAUGUCAUUCGGGUGGUAAAGAACUUGAGAUUUUGUCCGGAUUGCCAUGAAGUGGCAAAAAUAAUAAGUAAAUCAUAUGGCCGAGAAAUCAUUGUCAGGGACCGUGUUCGUUUCCAUAGAUUUAUUGGAGGAAGUUGUUCUUGCAACGACUUUUGGUGAUUGCGUAACGCAUUGAAUCACUUAUAUCUGAUUAUCCAAAGCCCGGGAGAUGUGAUGCCUUAAAAGGAAAAUUGUUCGAGAAUUGAUGAAAGGGACUUGUGCAGAUCAUGGGGGUUCCAAUGUUACUGAAAUAAAUUUUACAUCAUCGAGGCAAAAUCUCAAGUUCUUUCACUAUGCUCACCAUCUCCUCUUCACCAACAUCAGGCUUGCGGCCAGACCGUAGCACCCGAUCAGCUCCCUCAGCACCAAUCUUAUCUCCUUGGUUUCAGGGUGUGAACCAUCACUCAUUACAUAUAUCUGAUCAUACAAGGCCCUGGAGAUGUGAUGCCUUGAAAGGAAAAUUAUUCCAUGAGUGAUGGAAGGGACUUGUGCAGAUUACGGGGGUUCCAUUAUUACUGAACAUUUUUUACAUUCGUCGAGGGGCACCGUGAUGCUCAGUCCCACACCCUCCACAUGGUGUGCUUCCAGCCCCAGCAGGCAACAGGGUCCCAAAGGUCCAACACUGUGCAAGAGCGGGCUUGUUCAGGCUACCCCAGGUCGGCAUACUGAAACAUGUCGUGUUUGCCAGGCAAAGGUGGCUGAGGAACAUGUCGUGGUCUGUCGUGUUUGCCAGGCAAAGGUGGCGGAGGAACAUGUCGUGGUCCAAAGCUCUCGUGCCGGCGGUUGACCGGAAGUGGAAGCAACGAUCGUAGGUUCGUAACCUUAUUACUUGGCUUUGACGGCACGAUUGAGCUCUUCGUGUCGAUGGAGACAGUCAGAGAUGGCAGCUUGGCGCAGCAAGAGCAGACGAGAACCGCAGCUAAGAUUACUGAAAUGUUGUGUAUUUCAUUUUACACUGGGGAAGUGGUUACAUCCACAGAUACAUUGUUA